AGUCGCUUUAAAAUGACGCAGCAAAUAAUAGCACAUGAGAUGACAGCCCUAUUGCAAAGACAGCAUUUUAGAGCAUGACAAUGCCCCUGUGAACAAAGUGAGGUCCAUAAAGAAAUGGUUUACUAUGUCUGGCAUGGAAGAAAUUGACUGGCCUUCACAAAGCCCAGACCUGAACCCCACUGAUCACUUUUGGGGUGAACUGGAACAGCAACUGAUCUUUAGAUUAAAUGGCCACUGAUAUGGCCAGUAUACCUGCAGUGCAGGAGAGCAGCCAUGAAUCUACAAAGCAUGAAAAUGAAAAGGUACAGACUGGAGAAGGGGAAACUCUGUCUAAAAGGCAAAGAAAGAGACUUCUCAAGAACCAACAGUGGGAGGAACAGAGAGAACUUCGCAAACAAAAGCGUAAGGAGAGAAAACAGCAGAGGAAACUUGAGAGACAAACGCAGGCUGAUGAUGGAGCGGAGUGGUCAGGAAAGAAGCGUCUGCGCAGAUCAGCAGAGCCCAGCUCUCUCAGACUGGUCAUAGACUGCAGUUUUGAUAACCUCAUGAUGCUCAAGGAUGUAAAGAAACUUCACAAGCAGAUUCAAAGGUGCUAUGCUGAGAACAGACGAACUCUACAUCCUGUACAGUUUUACCUCACAAGUCAUGGUGGACAGUUAAAGCAAAUCAUGGAUGAAAUUAACAAAGGCUGGGUGAACUGGAAGGAUGUCCAUUUCAAGCCCGACCCAUUUCAUGAAAUCAUGAGCAAGGAGGACCUAGUCUACCUCACCUCUGAUUCACCAAAUGUGCUUCAAGAACUGGAUGAGGCCAAAGCCUAUGUGAUUGGAGGCCUGGUGGAUCACAACCACCAUAAGGGAAUCUCAUUUGAUCGUGCCAAAGAGCUUGGCAUUGCCCAUGCUCAGCUUCCACUGGGCAGUUUUGUCAAGAUGAAUAGCCGUAAGGUGCUGGCUGUCAAUCAUGUUUUUGAGAUCAUUCUGGCAUUCCUGGAGAAACGAGACUGGCAGGAAGCUUUCUUUACUGUUCUGCCUCAGAGGAAGGGAGCUGUACCAGUGGGCAAGAUUGGACAGGGCAAUGAUGAGGAAGAGGAAGACUCUGAUCAAGACUCUGACUCAGGCCAUCUAAUCUCAGAAAAGAGAGCGGACUCAAAGGACCAAUCAUCUAGCAAACAGGAAGAACUCCAAGAUGUACUAAACCAGUCUGAUUCCAGUGAGCGAAAUACAGCAUAGAGGGAUACGACUGCUUGAUGCUAUCUUGUCCUUUUGGCAAUUGUUUUAAAUUAUCAGAUUUUUUUUUUUUUUUUUUUUUAGCUUGAUGAUGUCUCUGUUGGAUAUGAGAUGCUUUAUGCAAAGGUUUGGAGUGAAGAUGUUUUUGUUGAAAACAAUUUUGAACACUUGGACAAAUGACAGCUUCCCUUUUGCAGACUCUAUCAUUAUUUUUUGUUGUUGUUUAUGUAUCAAUACAGAUGAAUAUUGUAUUACAGAGUAUAUUCCACAACCCUGUCUGGUCUUAUUUGAUCAAUUGCUGUUUUUCUGUGGCAUAAAUGAGGGUUUUGUCUAUUUAGGUGAUGAUUUAAUUUAAAAACAUCCAAACAUUUUCACAAAUAUCAGUUAACAGACCUUUCCUUUAUACCACAGAAACCUGUAUUCAUUUUAGUAAACCUAUUUGUGCAAGUAUAUUUUACUGACUCAACUUUAAUGAGCUCAUGUCAAAAUUAUGAUAUGUAAAAGCAUGCAAAAGACAUCCAAUUACAGAACAGUUAAUCGAUUGAUCAAGGCCCAUACUGUAUGUAUGCAACAUCUUAGAAAUAGUCUCAAGCUUUGACUUCAAUGUCUUGGCAAAAAGUAGGACCUCAGAGCUUUUUUUAAAGAACCUAAACAAAACGUGGCAAAGUCAUAUUAAUACAUUAGUAAUCAAGUCAUAUAAUCUGUCGAUUAUUUAUUUAUUUGAUUAACAAGAUGAGAUGGCCAAAUGUUAUUCCUGUAUUUUAAUAGGAAAAAGAACAUUAUUCUACAUAUUCCAAACAAUGUGUACAUUGGAGGCUAAAAAAAAAAAAAACAGUAGCAAAAAUAUUUAAGUGCAACAGGUCAAGUUUAAACAUAAUUGCUUGCAUUACAUGUAGGAUUUAAAUUAAACAUGGUUAAAGAAUGAGAGCUUUUCAGUGAAUUAAAGGGAUAGUUCACCCAAAAUGAAAAUCCUCUCAUCAUUUAAUCACCCUCAUGCCAUCCCAGAUGUGUAUGACCUUUUUUCUUCUGCUGAACACAAAGAUUUUUUUGAAAAAUUUCUCCGCUUUGUUGGUCCUCACAAUUCAAGUGAAUAGGUACCAAAAUUCUAAAGGUCUAAAAAGCAACAUAAAAGUAAUCCUUACGACUCC
Messenger RNA from Myxocyprinus asiaticus (Chinese sucker), 2371 nucleotides. RefSeq names its product tRNA methyltransferase 10A (gene trmt10a). Gene Ontology annotation, biological process: tRNA N1-guanine methylation. The transcript has 9 exons. Gene Ontology annotation, molecular function: tRNA binding. Bases 228 to 1226 code for a protein of 332 amino acids. Gene Ontology annotation, cellular component: cytosol; nucleus; nucleoplasm. NCBI's taxonomy places the organism in Eukaryota, Metazoa, Chordata, Actinopteri, Cypriniformes, Catostomidae. The record is from RefSeq and is a predicted model, not a curated record.